Molecule: messenger RNA, 339 nt
Organism: Dovyalis caffra
Lineage: Eukaryota; Viridiplantae; Streptophyta; Magnoliopsida; Malpighiales; Salicaceae
Source: the annotation of a GenBank genome assembly
AUGGAGGAGGUUGCAAUGGUGGCACUCUCCGGAUGUAUAUGGUUGCAGGCUUUUGUUGUAGCAUUAGAGACCAAAUCCAGUAAAAUCAACAUCCUUCAGCAAGCAGAACGUUUAGGUGGACCAAUAUUGUCUCUUGGGAAUAUCGAGCCACAACAACGAUUGAUCGAGACAGAUGUAGCUCCAUUAUCAAUUACUCAGUCGAAGAACAGAAAUCCAGUUUACGAACCUCUCCUGUCCGAUUCUCCAAGCUCUAGGAGGUCUUUGGGAUCAGGAACUUCUUUUGAUUUUUUUCAAUCACAAUCCAGGUUGUCUUUGAUCUACUCAAGAAAGGACAAUUGA